Messenger RNA from Bursaphelenchus okinawaensis, 4620 nucleotides. The record is from the annotation of a GenBank genome assembly. Lineage: Eukaryota; Metazoa; Nematoda; Chromadorea; Rhabditida; Aphelenchoididae.
AUGAAGAAAAUUGGCCAGAUGAAUCGAGAUGUAAGUAUAUUUUAAAAAUUUUUUAAUUUUAAAAAUUUUGGUUGAACCGAAAAUAAUAGGACACUUUUCAUUUAUUUUUUAAUUAAAAAGUGCCCCGAUACUUUUGAUUCAACUUAACAAAAACUUUUUUUAAAUUAGACUUUAUUCGGUGCCGACAUAAAGGACCCGCCAUACAUUGCCUGUAAUUUCCUGUAAAAAAUGGCGGGUUCUUUAUGUCGGCACCAAAUAUUAUAAUUUUAAAAACCCCUGUUAUCAGUCUUAUAAAAUCUUUAUUUUUAAACCAUUGUUAAUAAAAAAACGUAAUUUUUAAUAAUUUACAGAUCUGGGACAUCAUAAUGAAGCAUUGUGACAUGUCAUCGAUCACGAACUUGGCUAGAAUCAAAUUAAAAUCGCAAAAAAUUAUAAAUUUUGAUUUUAAAAAAGUUUGUGUUCGAAAUCACAUAUACCGGCUUCCUGGCGAGUUAUGGGCGGAUGCGUUCGCUGAGUAAGUUUAAAAAAGUUUUUUUUUGUUUUAAACAUCUUUUUUAGCUUGUGAUCGAUUUUUUUUGGUUAUACAAGACAUCCUUUGGCCGGGAAAAUCUUGCUAGCCGUAGACAUGUGAAACGGGCCAAGCCCAUUUUUCAGACCCGGCCCGAUCAAAAUUUUGCUUAAAGCCGGCCCGGCCCGUUUCAUAUGUCUAGCUAGCCAAAACCGUAUAGCAGUUUUUGAAAGUAAAAAUUGGACUUUUAAAAACUUUUAGGCUUAAAAUUUUACUAAUAUCCUAAAAUUUCAGUGUCCACCGUCGAUUAUGGAAAAACUCGACAAAGUUGUGGAUUGGCGUUUUUUUUGGCUACAUGAGCCACUUUGUCAUGUUUGCCAAGGGAAAGGUUUUGGUGGUCUGUAGUAUGGAUUUUGCGCGUCCUCUUGUCAAAGUGUUCAGAUAUCAAGCAAAUGUGAUAAAUGCUGUAAUUACUAGCGAUCAAAACUACGUCGUUGUUUCUGUAAGUGAUUUUUUUACUUUGGGUUGCUUUCUGUGCUCUACCUACUGUACCUUUCUCUACUGGUGUUUUUGGCGAGGAGGGGGGGGAGAGAUCUGAAGAGGGGGGGGGGAGAGAUCUGAAGAGGGGGGGGGGAGGGGGAGAAGAAAAGGGUUUUUUACUUUGGAAGCCUUUCUCUACUUUACCUUCUACCGUACUCUACUAGUGUUCUCAGUAAGGGGGGGGGGGGGGUACAGCCUCAAGACGGAAAGAGAGGGAGGACCACACUUCUAUUGCCGAUAACACUGUACUCUACCCUAACCUACCCUACCUAAUAAGUCAUUACUCUACUCUACUUUAUUCUACCUUGCCCUAUCCUAAAUUACUGCAACUUAACCUAUGUUACUUUACCAUACCUUAACCUAACUUAUCUUACUCUUCCCUACUCUAACCUACCAUAUCCUGCCCUAAGAUAUCUUACCCUACCUCCCCUACCAUUAAAAAAAAGUGACAAUCAAUUUCAGACUGACAAUGGUCAAAGCUUUGUUAAUGACUUAAAGUCAAAUCAGCCUCUUUCCACGGAUCAACGAACCAACAUCAAGUUCAAUGCCAGCGUUUUCACCCACGACUACAACUGCACUUUCAUACAGGAUGUUCUGAGUACGAAGAAAAUCUCGAUUGAAAAUAUUCGAACGAAUAUCAUAGCAAUUCGUGGUUACUACGUGGCUUGUGUUGAAGAGGACAAACUAGCGAUACACGAUGUAAACAGUGCUUUGAAGUACGAGGUACCGUUGAACCAAAAUUACUCGUAUAUUCACUAUGUCACUCUUCUGACCUCAACAAACUGCGUAAAGAUUGUUUAUGGUAACGAAAAUUCGAAUUUAUCGCCAUUUGAAAUGUACAAUAUUGAAAAUGGCAGUUUGCUUUUUUCGGACAUUGACGACUGUGAUGUCUUGACUGAAUGUCUUGUACGAUGCCACAGAGGAUUCGUAAGUUUUUGACAGUUUUUAUUUUAUUGUGUUUACCCUACCCUACCCUACCCUUCCCUACUCUGCCUUACCUUACCCUACCCUACCCUACCCUAGCUUUUAAAGCUUUUUCCACCCCCCCCCCCCUCUCUGCAACACCAGCUAAACAAAAUACCCCGCUCUGCUUUCCACUAACUUUGGCCGACUUUACCCUGUUGUAGCCUACCGUACGCAGGUUACGUUAUUAUUCUACUUUAGGCAUGACGAACGGGCCGGGCAUCAUACUCAAGCCCAGCCCAAGCUAAAUUUUGCUCAGGAUCGGGUUGGCCCUAACUUUUUUACGUGCAAACAGGCCUGGCUCUUCGUGCCGAGUCUUGACUCUCAGGCCCGGGUCCACCUAAAUUUGGGUCAAAGCCGGUUCGGUCCCUUCCUCAUGUCUAUCCUACUUUACCCUACCUCCAGGGCCGGGCGCUGGGGAGGGGGGAAAGUUUAUAAAAAAAAUUUUGAAAAAAGUUAAACGUGGUCCCCCCUGUGGAUUUUUCGGAGAAAUUUUUUCGAUCCCCGCCCACAGACCAAAAGUCCCCGCUCGGCACUGCCUACCUCGUUACUAAACCUUACGCACGAUUUUCAAUUUUCAGCUUUACAGUUUCGAUUCCUGUACUGGAACAUGGGUUUACGCCGGCUCGACAAUGAAAAAGCCACACACGAUCUUGGGCAUCACUGCCCCAGAUUUCAGCAUUACCGAAAACUACCGUGUUCCUGGAGCGAAUUUGGAAAGAAGGAUACCUAUUUCCAGUCCAAAACUUAACGCAUUCAAUGAAACUGCAAUUAGGGAUGUGAAAGAUUAUUGUGAUUUUCUACAGUUACAUGAAGACAGAGAAGAAUAUAAUAGGACUCACGAUGACAAACUGUAUACACUGGAUGACUAUGUAAGCAUGGCUAUUGAUAGUGUAAAUAGGAUGAAGAAGGGUGUGGAAGGGGAUACUGAACAAGCUUUGAAUAAAAAUGUUGAAGUCGAUGUAGAAGCUCACGGUGAAGGCAACAAAACGCCUGAGAAUGAUAAUGAACAUCAUGGUGAAACAUCACACGAUGAUGAACAACAUCAAGAUGAAACAUCAUACUAUGAUGAUGAAAAUCACAGUAAAACAUCUCAAGAUAAUGAAGAACAUCACGGCGAAACAUCUCGGGAUGAUGAGAAACAUCAAGAUAAUAACGACGCAACUAAAGAAAAUGAAAUAGAUGUUGAUAGACACAGUGAAGCCGGCUUAUCUAGUGACUCGGACUACAGCAAUGUUUCUGUAGCCUACACUGAGUAUACACUUAACAGUAGUUCUGAAUCAGAUGAUUCAAAAGAUUCAUCUAAUCGAGAAGAAGAUGUAUCAGAAACAGCCUUAUCACCGGCUGUAGAAGAUCCACCUGCCACAGAAGAAGAUUCAUCAGAUUCACCCUUAUCAGAGUCUGAAAGAGAUUCACCUGUUACAGAAGAAGAUGCACCAGAACCAUCCUUGUCUAACUCUGUAGAAGAUCUACCUGUCACAGAAGAAGAUUCAUCAGAACCAGCCUUAUCAGAGUCAGUAGAAGACUUGUCUGUAACCGAAAAUUCAAAUACUGACGACAAUACUCAAUCCAAUAAGGAAGAUCAAAGUAACGACGAAGAAGAACCUUUAGUUAAUGUAGAUGACCCAGAAGACACUCAUCCCAGCGCCUACGUUCGCGGCCUACUAGAAUAUAACGACGAGGAUGCAAUACGACAGUUACUUGAAAACGAUAAUCAUAAUCAAGCAGAAGCUGAUGACCGCAAUCUACUAGAUUUUUUUGUCAGCGAUGUUGAGGAUGACAGUCCCCGUUGGACACCGGAAAGUCUUCAUUUGGAACUUGAUCCAAAUGAACAUGAGUUUGGAUGGCAGGCAUUUGAAAUCGCGUUUUUACAGGAAAAACCACAAAGUAAGGGACAUAAAAAAUGGGAACUUAGGCUUACCACUUUUAUGGCCCGGCCUAAUCUGAGUUUUGCUCAGGCCCGGCCCUUUCCCCAUGUCUACUCAGGCUAUGUCUAGGCAUGGAGUGGUUUAAAAAAUGAUGAGCUAGGGCUUUAGGUCUAGUGAUAUAGAGCCAAAGCAAGAACUAAUUGUAAGCAUAGGUCCAGGACUCUGAGCUAGGGCUCUCGGCUAGGGCUCUAGAGUAAGGCUCUGAGCUAGGUCUUUAGGCUAGAGAUCUGGGUUAGGGCUCAGGUCUAGGGCUCGGGCUUUCGGGCUAGGGCUUUGGGCUAGACUUCUGAGUUGAGGCUCUGGGCUAGGGCUGUGGCUAAGAUCAGUGGCUAAGGCUAGAGCUAGGACUCUGAAGCUCUGGUCUAGAGCUCUGAGUUAGGGCAUUGGACUACUGAUCUGGGCUAGGGCUCUAGAAUAGGACUUCGGGCUAGCUUGACCUAUCUUUAACCUCAUGUUUAUUAAAAAAAAACCAAAAACCCUUUACUAAUUUCAACUUUUUUAGACAAAAUGCUAGUCCAGUACAAUGCGGACAUAUGUCGCACAAAACACCCUCUAGUAGAACUUAGCCAACAACUUAUGUUUCACGAUGUCAGCGGUUACAGUGAGAACAUCGCGGCUAUUUAUUAUCAAAAAUUGGUUGAUUCUUGGUGUUACACGGAGAGAUACAGAAGUUUUAAAUGA